Messenger RNA from Pecten maximus, 705 nucleotides. RefSeq names its product ATP synthase subunit delta, mitochondrial-like. Gene Ontology annotation, molecular function: proton-transporting ATP synthase activity, rotational mechanism. Lineage: Eukaryota; Metazoa; Mollusca; Bivalvia; Pectinida; Pectinidae. Gene Ontology annotation, biological process: proton motive force-driven ATP synthesis. The record is from RefSeq and is a predicted model, not a curated record. The transcript is spliced from 4 exons. The coding region runs from base 43 to 558 and encodes 171 amino acids.
CCUUAUAGACUCACCUUCGCCAUCUUUUGGGUCAAGAUCAACAUGGCUCUGUUUCGGCAAAUUUUUAAAACGGCCGGUUUGGCGAGACAAUGCAGUCGAGUGAUUGCAUCUUCACAAGCAAAACGAGGAUAUGCCGAUGUGGCUCCUUCGGUUAUGCCAUUUUCAUUUGCCUCACCAAAUGCUAUUUAUUAUAAGAACCAAAAUGUAAAGCAAGUUGAUGUGCCAGGCAUGAAUGAAUCGUUUGGUAUCCUGGCCACUCAUGUACCCAUGAUCACCGUCCUUCAGCCUGGAGUUAUGACAGUAAAAGAAGAGGAUGGAACAGCAAAAAAAUUCUUUGUGAGUAGUGGGUCGGUUACAAUUAACAAAGACUCUACAGUUGCGAUUUUGGCAGAGGAGGCAUAUCCUGUAGAUAGCCUUGAUGCUCAGGCUAUACGGGAUGGUUUGGCUCAAGCUCAAAACGACUUGAAAGCUGCAUCAACGGACAGGGCCAAAGCUGAAGCCCAAGUAUCUAUUAAUUGUUACGAGGCCAUGAAUAAGGCAGUCUCAGGACCCUCCUAAAGACAGAAUUCAGACAUUUUGAAUGUGUUUUUGAGUGCUGACAUAGGAACUACUACAACAUCAAAUUAUUUAAUGGUAGUAACUUUUAUGACUGAUAAAUGUUGAACGUUUUUUGACAUUUCAAAAUAAACAAAAUCUGUACAGUAA